Messenger RNA from Populus nigra (black poplar), 1606 nucleotides. Its product is annotated as UDP-glycosyltransferase 83A1-like. NCBI's taxonomy places the organism in Eukaryota, Viridiplantae, Streptophyta, Magnoliopsida, Malpighiales, Salicaceae. The record is from RefSeq and is a predicted model, not a curated record. The transcript is spliced from 2 exons. The coding region runs from base 134 to 1498 and encodes 454 amino acids. Gene Ontology annotation, molecular function: UDP-glycosyltransferase activity.
ACAAAGCCGGAUGCAUUGCCUAGUUUCUCGAUCUCUCCUCCUAGUCUUCUAUAAAAUCGAAUGAUUUAUCUGGAUGCUGAAUUAAGAAGAUAACAGCUGAAUUUGGCAAAGGUGAAAAUCCUUAAAACAGAAAAUGGGCAACCCACAUAUUGUAGUCAUACCUUAUCCAGCACAGGGCCAUGUGAUUCCCUUCAUGGAACUCUCACAAUGCCUGGUAAAACAGGGGUUCAAAAUCACAUUUGUGAGCACAGAGUAUAAUCACAAGAGGGUCUUGAAAGCAUUGAGGGGGAACAUUAAUCUUGGGGGUGAAAUUAGUCUUGUUUCGCUUCCAGAUGGGCUAGAAGCUUGUGGGGAUAGAAAUGAACUGGGAAAGUUGUCUAAAGCAAUUUUUCAGGUUAUGCCAGGGAAGCUAGAAGAGCUCAUAGACAGGAUCAAUAUGACAGAAGAAGAGAAAAUUACCUGUAUAAUUACUGAUUGGAGCAUGGGAUGGGCUCUUGAAGUGGCAGAGAAGAUGAAAAUCCGACGUGCUAUCUACUGGCCUGCUGCAGCUGCCAUACUAUGCUCAUUGAUCAGUAUUCCAAAGCUACUAAGUGAUGGAAUCAUUGACGGCGAUGGAACUCCGCUAAAUAACCAGAUGAUUCAGUUGGCACCAACAAUGCCUGCAAUGGACACUGCAAAUUUUGUAUGGGCCUGCCUUGGUGACUUUACCACACAGAAAAUUAUAUUUGAUCUCAUGGUUAAAACCAAUGAGGCAGCGAAAAUGGCAGACAGGAUAAUUUCUAACUCGGCUUAUGACCUUGAGCCUGGAGCUUUUUCCUUCGCCCCAAACAUUCUACCUAUAGGACCACUUCUGGCAAGCAAUCGGCUAGGAGAUCAGUUGGGAUACUUCUGGCCAGAAGACUCAACAUGUUUGAAGUGGCUAGACCAGCAGCCGCCCAAGUCAGUUGUUUACGUCGCAUUUGGUAGCUUUACUGUUUUCGACAAAACACAAUUCCAAGAGUUAGCUCAGGGUCUUGAAAUAUCCAAUAGAUCAUUCUUGUGGGUUGUCAGGCCAGAUAUUACCACUGAAACCAGCGAUGCCUAUCCAGAAGGAUUUCAAGAGAGAGUAGCCACUCGUGGGAGGAUGGUUGGCUGGGCUCCUCAACAGAAAGUCCUUAGUCACCCUUCUAUCUCCUGCUUCUUGAGCCACUGUGGUUGGAACUCCACCAUGGAGGGUGUAAGCAAUGGGGUCCCUUUCUUGUGCUGGCCAUAUUUUGCUGACCAAUUCCUUAAUGAGACCUACAUUUGUGAUGUUUGGAAGGUGGGAUUGAAGUUUGACAAAAACAAAUGUGGGAUCAUCACAAGGGAAGAAAUAAAGAAUAAGGUGGAGACAGUUAUCAGUGAUGAAAAAAUCAAGGCAAGAGCUGCAGAACUCAAAAGAUUGGCCACGCAGAAUGUUGGAGAAGCUGGUUAUUCAAGCGAGAAUUUCCAGAACUUCAUUGAAUGGAUCAAGUCAUGAACAAGAAGAGGUUUUAAACUUGUCUGUAUUACUCUAAGCUCUGUUUUUCUUUUGAUUCCGGCACGAACUUUGGAAAAUAAAAGGAAGAUAGAGAACUUAAUUGUUAAA